This is a messenger RNA of Macrosiphum euphorbiae (potato aphid), 606 nucleotides long. The record is from the annotation of a GenBank genome assembly. Lineage: Eukaryota; Metazoa; Arthropoda; Insecta; Hemiptera; Aphididae.
AUGAAGAAAAACAAUGCACAGCAGCCAGCUCUGCACAAAGUUAUAAUGGUGGGUAGCGGUGGUGUAGGCAAAUCUGCCCUUACCCUUCAGUUCAUGUACGACGAGUUUGUAGAAGAUUAUGAACCGACUAAAGCUGAUUCGUACCGUAAAAAAGUAGUCCUAGAUGGUGAAGAAGUCCAAAUUGACAUACUGGACACAGCCGGCCAGGAAGAUUAUGCUGCCAUUCGUGACAAUUAUUUUCGCAGUGGUGAAGGAUUUUUGUGUGUAUUUUCCAUAACAGAAGAUGACAGUUUUCAAUCAACAAUGGAAUUUAGAGAACAAAUUCUACGAGUGAAGAAUGAUGAAAACAUCCCCUUUUUAUUAGUUGGUAAUAAAGGAGACUUGACAGAUAAGCGAAAAGUGUCAUUGAAUGAAGCUCAGUCUAGGGCUCAAGAAUGGGGAGUGCCAUAUGUUGAAACAUCAGCUAAGACAAGAGAUAAUGUUGAUAAGGUAUUUUUUGACUUGAUGCGCGAAAUUCGUGCUCGUAAAAAGGAAGAUGUGAAAGGAGCAAAUGGCAAGGGUAAAGACAAAGGUAGACGAAAGAAGUUGAAAUGUAAUAUAGUGUGA